Pygoscelis adeliae (Adelie penguin) is the source of this 1161-nucleotide messenger RNA. RefSeq names its product la-related protein 6-like. Lineage: Eukaryota; Metazoa; Chordata; Aves; Sphenisciformes; Spheniscidae. Gene Ontology annotation, molecular function: mRNA binding. The transcript has 4 exons. Gene Ontology annotation, biological process: RNA processing. The coding region runs from base 1 to 1161 and encodes 386 amino acids. Gene Ontology annotation, cellular component: nucleus. The record is from RefSeq and is a predicted model, not a curated record.
AUGUCAUCACGUAGCUCUGGGGUGGCCUUAGGGCUCGGUUCCCAGCCCAGCUGCAGCACCCCUGUGCCAGCGCAAAGAAAUUCCUUCCCGGCGCUGCAUCUCCUUCCACCGCGGAGCCGCUCGCUCGCCCUGCUGAGCCAGGAGGACUUCUUCGAGAGCUUCAAUGGGAGCUUCAGCGACGUGAGCAACGUUCUGGGGGCUGAUCUGUUGGACUGCAACUACUCCAUCCCCGACCCGCAGCUGGUCCGGAGGAUCGUGUCCCAGGUGGAGUUCUACCUCUCCGACGAGAACCUGGCCAAGGAUGCUUUUCUCCUGAAACAUGUCCAGAAGAACAAAAUGGGCUUUGUCAGCAUCAAACUGCUGACGUCCUUCAAGAAGGUGAAAUACCUGACACGCGACUGGCGGCUCACGCUCUACGCCCUGCGGUUCUCGGAGCUGCUGGAGGUGAACGAGGAGGGCACCAAAGUGAGGCGGCGGGUCCCCGUCCCCGAGUCCCUGCUGAGCAUCCCCCCCAGCAAACUGCUGCUGGCCUGGGAGCUCCUGCCCCAGGAGCAGGACGUGCUGCCACCGCUCCAGAAGAACUUCCUUGAGACCAUCACGAGGAUGUUCAGCCCCUUUGGUGCCAUCGCCUCCAUCCGCAUCCUGCGGCCGGGCCGCAAGCUGCCCUCGGAUGUGCGGAAAUACACAUCGCGGUUCCCCGAGCUGCUGAGCAAGUGCUGCGCGCUGGUGGAGUAUGAGAGCCUGGAGAGUGCCCGCAGAGCCUUUGAGGACCUCGGCCACCAAAACCACCCAGGCGGCGAAAGCAUCAGGGUGGUCCGGCUCUGCGGGAAGGGCUCCAAGAAGAAAGCUGGGGCCGAGAGGGAGGCGGCGGAGGAGCUGGUGGACCAGCCAGGCUUGGGCACCGGCAGCUGUUACAGCCUCUGCUCCGGCGCUGAGAGCCCCCGCGGCUGCAGAUGGGGGAGCGGGGCGGGUGCCUGGGCGCCCUGGCAUAGCAGCCCCUCUCCGGAUGCCAAAACUCCUCCCAGAAAUCCUCCAGCAGCAAAGCAGGUGACCGAGCCCCUUGGCCUGCGGGAUGGGGUGCUUCGCCUGCCCCACGGACCGGAUGGCACCAAGGGCUUCUGCAGCAGCUUUGGGAGAGGAGAGCUCGUCCUCCGGCACUGA